Molecule: messenger RNA, 1830 nt
Organism: Cynocephalus volans (Philippine flying lemur)
Lineage: Eukaryota; Metazoa; Chordata; Mammalia; Dermoptera; Cynocephalidae
Gene: GPR25
Product: G protein-coupled receptor 25
Exons: 2
Coding region: 1-1830 (609 amino acids)
Biological process (GO): calcium-mediated signaling; cell chemotaxis; immune response
Cellular component (GO): membrane; external side of plasma membrane
Molecular function (GO): C-C chemokine binding; C-C chemokine receptor activity
Source: RefSeq, a predicted model, not a curated record
AUGCGCCCCACCGAGCCCUGGAGCCCCAGCCCGGGGACGGCGUCCUGGGACUACUCGGGCUCGGGCGCCCUGGAGGAGCUGCAGCCGUGCCCGUCCCCGGACCUGCCCUACGGCUACGCCUACAUCCCCGCGCUCUACCUGGCGGCCUUCGCCGUGGGCCUGCUGGGCAACGCCUUCGUGCUGUGGCUGCUGGCCGGGCGGCGCGGGCCGCGGCGGCUGGUGGACACCUUCGUGCUGCACCUGGCCGCCGCCGACCUGGGCCUGGUGCUCACGCUGCCGCUGUGGGCGGCGGCGGCGGCGCGCGGCGGCCGCUGGCCCUUCGGCGACGGCCUGUGCAAGCUGGGCAGCUUCCUGCUGGCCGGCACGCGCUGCGCGGGCGCGCUGCUGCUGGCGGGCGCGAGCGUCGACCGCUACCUGGCCGUGGUCAAGCUGCGGGCGGCGCGGCCGCUGCGCACCCCGCGCUGCGCGCUGGCCGCCUGCUGCGGCGUCUGGGCCGCGGCGCUGCUGGCCGGCCUGCCCUCGCUGGUCUACCGGGGGCUGCAGCCCGUGCCCGGGGGCCGCGGCAGCCAGUGCGGCGAGGAGCCCGGCGACGCGCUCCAGGGCCUCGGCCUGCUGCUGCUGCUGCUCACCUUCGUGCUGCCCCUGGGGGUCACCCUGUUCUGCUACUGCCGCAUCUCGCGCCGCCUGCGCCGGCCGCCGCGCGUGGGCCGGGCCCGGAGCCGCUCGCUGCGCAUCGUGUUCGCCAUCGAGGGCGCCUUCGUGGGCUGCUGGCUGCCCUACAGCGCCCUGCGCGCCGUCUUCCACCUGGCGCGGCUGCGGGCGCUGCCGCUGUCCUGCGCCCUGCUGCGGGCGCUGCGCUGGGGCCUGGCCGUCGCCACCUGCCUGGCCUUCGUCAACAGCUGCGCCAACCCGGUCAUCUACCUGCUGCUCGACCGCUCGUUCCGCGCGCGGGCCCGACACUGGGUCUGCGCGCGCGCCGGCCGCCAGGAGCGCAGGAUCAGCUCGGCCACGUCGCUCCGCAGGGACCACAGCGCGGUGCUCCGGGGCCGGGCCCAGGCGGCGGGCGCGUCCUCGGCCGAAGGUCCCACGCGACAGAGCAGACAGCAGCCCGGGGACCCACAGGCUCGCCGCGUGAAGAGGAGGGAAGCGCGUUCCCGUCCCUGCCCCUCUGGAGCAGCACCGGCCAGAAGAUCCCGCCCGGACCCCCGGAGGCCGCUCUCCACUCUGGUCCCUUCAACAGCUUUUGCCUUCCCAGAAACGCCUUCUCCAAGUCGGACGCUCUGGCCCUGUCACUCUCCAAAAAAUCCUGCGACACGUGGGACCCGCCAGCCCUGUGGAUUCAGCCACCUGCGCACCAGCGUCAGCUGUGUCAUUAGUCAUCGUGGGCUCAGAUUGUCAAGGAUCAGCCAAGCCACGGAACCGGCCCCCGUGCGAGCUGCCCGGCCUGUUGGUCCCGACUGGUCCCCCGGAGGUGAUAGGCCUGCCCCGGUUUCUAUCUGGGGGCCCUGCUCCCUGCUCCGGGAAGCGAAGGGCUCACCCCGGAAGUUGUUGCGGCCCUGCCCCCCGGACAGCGGGUUCCGGUCUCUCACCAGGCGUUCAGAUUCUUCAUGGCUCCGCCAGGGACCCCAGAAUCUUCCAUGUGAGUUCACCUUUCUCAAUAAACGCUUCCGCUUGCCUUGGCUUGACAACCGUGUCUUUCCUUCAGCGGAGGGAAUGAAAUGCGUGUCGGGAGGCGGGUUGCACGCUGGGUCAGACACAACCAACGCCGCAGCUGACGACGACCCCAAGACGAUGAGGGUCUGGUGUGACGGCAGGGACCCUGAGAGCUAG